Messenger RNA from Pipistrellus nathusii (Nathusius's pipistrelle), 1596 nucleotides. Lineage: Eukaryota; Metazoa; Chordata; Mammalia; Chiroptera; Vespertilionidae. The record is from the annotation of a GenBank genome assembly.
AUGUGCUCCUUAGCGUCGGGCGCUACUGGAGGCCGGGCCGCCGUGGAGGAGGAGGAGGACCUGCCAGACCUGUCCGACAGCGGGGACGAGGCCGCCUGGGAGGACGAGGACGAUGCCGAGCUCCCCCACGACAAGCAGCACACCCCCUGCCUGUUCUGUGACAGGUUAUUUACAUCUCCUGAAGAAACAUUUUCACACUGUAAGUCUGAGCAUCAAUUUAAUAUUGAUACCAUGGUCCAUAAACAUGGACUUGAAUUCUAUGGAUACAUUAAACUAAUAAAUUUUAUUAGGCUUAAGAAUCCUACAGUUGAGUAUAUGAAUUCCAUAUGUAAUCCAGUGCCUUGGGAGAAAGAAGAGUAUUUGAAGCCAGUAUUAGAAGAUGACCUUUUACUUCAGUUUGAUGUAGAAGAUCUUUAUGAACCAGUGUCAGUCCCAUUCUCAUUCCCCAAUGGACUCAGUGAAAAUACCUCUGUUGUUGAAAAAUUGAAACAUAUGGAAGCCAGGGCACUGUCUGCUGAAGCUGCAUUAGCUAAAGCACGUGAGGAUCUUCAAAGAAUGAGACAAUUUGCUCAGGAUUUUGUGAUGAACGCAGAUGUCAGAACCUGGUCAGCAUCUACUUCUGCCAUUGCAGACCUUCAGGAGGAUGAGGAUGGUGUUUAUUUCAGCUCAUACGGGCAUUAUGGGAUACAUGAAGAAAUGCUAAAGGACAAAAUACGAACAGAAAGUUACCGAGAUUUUAUAUACCAAAAUCCACAUAUCUUCAAAGACAAAGUAGUUUUGGAUGUUGGUUGUGGAACUGGAAUUCUCUCUAUGUUUGCUGCUAAAGCCGGGGCAAAGAAGGUUCUUGGAGUUGAUCAAUCUGAAAUUCUUUACCAGGCAAUGGAUAUCAUAAGACUAAAUAAACUUGAAGAUACUAUCAUACUAAUUAAAGGAAAGAUUGAAGAAGUUCAUCUUCCUGUAGAAAAAGUGGAUGUUAUUAUAUCUGAGUGGAUGGGUUAUUUUCUUCUUUUCGAAUCUAUGUUAGAUUCUGUUCUUUAUGCAAAGAACAAAUACUUGACAAAAGGAGGAUCGGUCUAUCCUGAUAUUUGCACUAUCAGCCUUUUGGCCGUAAGUGAUGUGAAUAAACAUGCUGAUAGAAUUGCUUUUUGGGAUGAUGUCUAUGGUUUCAACAUGUCCUGCAUGAAGAAGGCAGUUAUUCCAGAAGCUGUUGUGGAAGUUUUAGAUCCGAAGACUCUUAUUUCAGACUCUUGUAGUAUUAAGCAUAUAGAUUGCCAUAAAACAUCUGUCUCAGAUUUGGAGUUUUCUUCAGAUUUUACCCUGAAAAUCACGAAGACAUCCUUGUGCACAGCAAUUGCUGGUUACUUUGAUAUAUAUUUUGAGAAGAAUUGUCACAAGAGGGUCGUGUUCUCUACGGGCCCCCAGAGUACCGAAACACACUGGAAACAAACAAUAUUUUUAUUGGAAAAGCCAUUUUCAGUUAAAGCAGGUGAAUCCUUGAAAGGAAAGAUCUCGGUCCAGAAGAAUAAGAAAGAUCCACGUUCUCUCAUCGUGACCCUCACAUUGAAUAAUUCAACUCAAACUUAUGGUCUCCAAUGA